CGCCAUCUACCGGCAGCAUCAUUUCUAAAACAUCAUUUGGGCCCCAAAAUUGAUUUAAUUGCAUUUAAAGCGCGAUGUCGUGUAAUUACGCGGACGGAUUAAGUCCGUACCACGAUAAAGGUGUAUUAGGAGUGCCAGAAAUCUUUGAAAGUGAUGAAAAAGUACGCGAAAAGUGCCAAAUACUCGCGGGGUGGAUAAAAACAUCUCGACACGUUGUUGUACACACCGGAGCUGGAAUUAGUACUUCCGCUGGUAUCCCCGAUUUCCGAGGACCAAAUGGAGUGUGGACUUUACAAAAAAAAGGGGAAAAACCGAAUAUUAAUAUUUCUUUUAAUGAAGCUGUUCCAACGAAAACUCAUAUGGCACUAAAAAAGUUAAUUGAUGAAGGUUUAGUGAAGUACAUUGUGAGUCAAAAUAUCGAUGGGUUGCAUUUAAAAUCGGGGGUUCAUCGAAGAUACUUAGGAGAGUUACACGGGAAUAUGUUUGUUGAGCAAUGCAAUGUUUGCGAUAGCCAAUUUGUUAGAUCUGAAGCAACAACCUCGGUUGGGCAAAAAAACUUAAAUAUAAACUGCAAAAGAUUUCAACGAUUCUGCAGAGGAAAGCUUUGCGAUACAAUUUUAGAUUGGGAAGAUAAUUUACCGGAUUUCGAUUUAAAACUGUGCGAAUUACACUCGCGAGUCGCCGAUUUAAACAUUUGUUUAGGAACAACGUUACAGAUCGUCCCCAGCGGUCGAUUACCAAUGUCGUGUAAAAAAUACGGCGGGAAAGUUGUCAUCGUUAAUCUCCAACCGACCAAAUACGACAAAAAAGCUGAUUUACGAAUUAAUUCCUACGUUGAUCUCGUUUUAAGCGAAUUAAUGAAUUCGCUCGACUUGGAAAUCCCCGAAUACAAAAUUGGAUUGGAUCCAACGAAAAAUGCGGAAUUAACUGACAAUAAAAUAGUCGUUGAGUGGACGAUUUCUAAAAGUUACAUCAAAGAGGCUCAAAAAUUGUUUGAUGUUCAUUGCAAAAAUCAUAAAAAAAGGAAAUUAGUUAGUGAUUUUAAAAGUAUUUAUCAAAAUAAAUGUAUUAAGACUAAAAAUGAGUGUAAGAUUGAGUUAAAAGAUGAGAUUUAAAGGCUAUUUUUAAGUUACGCUUUAUUUAACGUUAAGUUCUCGCUUUUGUACGCUAUUUUAUUCGUUUUUUAUAAUAAAUGUUUGAAUAUACAA
Messenger RNA from Onthophagus taurus, 1208 nucleotides. The record is from RefSeq and is a predicted model, not a curated record. NCBI's taxonomy places the organism in Eukaryota, Metazoa, Arthropoda, Insecta, Coleoptera, Scarabaeidae.